CUGGGCCAGGCCUGGGUCCGCCGGCGGAGGGCGGGGUUUCAGGCGGAGGAGGCUCGCAGCCGAAGGAGCCCAUGGAGGACGCUGACUACUUUGGCGGCAGCGCGGCGGAGUGGGGGGACGAUGCGGAUGGCGGGGCGCAGGAUGAUGAGUAUGGAGAAGGAGAAGAUGAUGCUGAAGUCCAGCAAGAAUGUUUGCAUAAAUUUUCCACUCGAGAUUAUAUAAUGGAGCCCUCUAUAUUUAACACUCUAAAAAGGUAUUUCCAGGCAGGUGGCUCUCCAGAAAAUGUUAUCCAACUGCUGUCAGAGAAUUAUACUGCAGUGGCACAAACUGUAAAUCUACUGGCAGAGUGGCUCAUUCAAACAGGUGUUGAGCCAGUGCAGGUUCAGGAAACUGUAGAAAACCACUUGAAAAGUUUACUCAUCAAACACUUUGACCCUCGGAAAGCAGAUUCCAUCUUUACAGAGGAAGGCGAGACUCCAGCCUGGCUUGAGCAAAUGAUAGCACAUCCUACAUGGAGAGAUCUUUUUUACAAACUGGCUGAAGCCCAUCCAGACUGCCUGAUGCUUAAUUUUACUGUCAAGCUUAUAUCUGAUGCUGGUUAUCAAGGGGAAAUAACCAGUGUAUCAACAGCAUGUCAGCAAUUAGAAGUCUUUUCUCGAGUGCUACGUACUUCUCUGGCUACAAUUUUAGAUGGAGGGGAAGAAAACCUUGAGAAGAACCUCCCAGAGUUUGCGAAAAUGGUUUGCCAUGGAGAACACACAUAUCUCUUUGCUCAGUCUAUGAUGUCCAUAUUAGCCCAAGAAGAGCAAGGUGGGUCUGCUGUGCACAGAAUUGCUCAGGAGGUUCAGCGAUUUGCUCACGAGAAAGGCCACGAUGCUAGUCAGAUCACUCUAGCCCUGGGUACUGCAGCCUCCUACCCUCGAGCAUGUCAAGCGCUCGGUGCCAUGUUAUCCAAAGGAGCUCUGAAUCCAGCAGACAUCACAGUCCUGUUCAAGAUGUUUACAAGCAUGGACCCACCUCCAGUAGAACUGAUUCGAGUACCUGCCUUUCUGGACCUUUUCAUGCAGUCACUAUUUAAACCAGGUGCUAAGAUCAAUCAGGACCAUAAACACAAAUAUAUCCACAUAUUAGCAUAUGCAGCCAGUGUAGUGGAGACAUGGAAAAAGAACAAGAGAGUGAGCAUAAACAAAGACGAGCUCAAAUCGACUUCAAAAGCUGUUGAAACGGUUCACAAUCUGUGCUGCAACGAAAACAAAGGAGCUUCAGAACUGGUUGCAGAGCUGAGCACCCUCUAUCAGUGCAUCAGGUUUCCUGUGGUGGCAAUGGGUGUAUUAAAGUGGGUGGACUGGACAGUGUCAGAACCACGAUAUUUUCAGCUUCAGACUGAUCACACUCCAGUGCAUCUGGCGUUACUAGACGAGAUCAGCACAUGCCAUCAGCUGCUUCACCCCCAAGUUCUGCAACUUCUUGUCAAGCUUUUUGAAACGGAACACUCCCAGCUUGAUGUCAUGGAACAGCUGGAGUUGAAGAAAACCCUUCUGGACAGAAUGGUUCACUUACUCAGUCGAGGAUAUGUCCUACCUGUCGUCGGUUAUAUCCGCAAAUGUCUGGAGAAACUAGACACAGACAUCUCACUCAUUAGAUACUUUGUUACUGAGGUACUGGAUGUGAUUGCUCCUCCAUAUACCUCAGACUUUGUGCAGCUUUUCCUUCCAAUCUUAGAGAAUGAAAGCAUUGCAGGCACUAUUAAAACAGAAGGUGAACAUGACCCUGUCACAGAAUUCAUAGGUAAGAUGUUUGUUACCCUCACUCCCUUAUGUACGCCCUUACAUUCUGAAGAUAUUUCUGGGAGGGGGAUUACAGUUAAUAGAAUAUAUUAUACAGGCACUAUUGUGUACAUUCUAGUUUCCCUUUCCUCUUAAAGACCCAUGUGGAGAGAUUUUUCUGUUAAUCAGGGAUGGCUAGAUGGGACUUCCUUUGAAAGUCCUUCACUGGUGCUUCUAGAGAGGCUGCUGCAUAGCAGAGCAAGUCCCUUCCUAUUGCCUCUAUAGCACACUCACGCCUGAGAACAAAAAGGGUAUAUCUGUUCCCUAGACUUUAACCUAGUGAGUUGUCACAAAUCAAUUACAUAAUGUAGACAUUGCACAUGAAAGCAGUUAUAACUAAAACAACAUGCUGAACAAUUUUUUUAAAUCUUUUUUUUUUUAAGCUCAUUGCAAAUCUAACUUCAUUAUGGUGAACUAAGGAAGCGAUAAAAACAAGAAUGCAGAGCACCAUGAAUACUGAGGUUAUGGACAAUCACUUCUUUGCUAUGCCCACCACCAGUAGGGUUCUCUAGUUGGAUAAUACAGUGGCAGCCAACAAGGAAGAAGUGUAGAGAUGCUUGCUGAUUCAUAUUGCACAGUAACUUUGAACUUUGUUCUGGAGAUCUUCUGUUGCAUCUUUGGGAAAGGGUCAGUCCGUACAAGGAUUAAUACUUCAGGAUAUUUUUAUUACAAAAAUCAGUUUGCCAGCCUAAGAGCAGCAUGAGAAAUAGUCAUAUUUCAAGGAUGUGUUUUGUUACUUUCACAGCUUGUAGAAGUUUCUUCUACUGAUCGUGUGUGUGUGUAUAUAUAUAUGUGUGUGUGUAUACGCACACACACGUGCGUGUGCGCACACCACUUUUCUAGUGACUGUAACCCUGAAUGAUGCAGGCUUUGAUCGUGUGAUUUGAUGAGCACACAAUUAGUCCUGUGCUGCGGAGAACCCAGGAUGAUUUUUCUCGUCAUUGCGUUCCACAGAUGAGUGUUCUGAAUAUCCUACAAAAUUACCUUCUGAAAAACUAGGUGUGUUGUGGAACACAAACUGAGUUGUAAUAAUCAAGGCUAGUUCUGUACUGAGAGACAAAUCAAAAAGCAGCCUUGUUCAGAAUUCUAGCUUUUUUUUUUUUUUAAUAGAUGUGUUAAACAUUACUGGUAAGUUUCAUUACCAUGUCACAGUUGGGACUGUAGCUAAAUUAUCUGAAUAUAUCUAAACAUUCUUGGUGUAGCUUUUUUUAUUACUUUAGCAUUUACUAAUUUAGUGUGGAGACGAACUGUGGAAAUAAACACACUGAGAUUCUAAUUUAUAUUUUUAUAAACAGUACUUUGACAGAGACUUCUCUUAUGCUUUAUAUGGUUAGCCUGAUUUUUUUAAAACAUAACUGUGUGGGGUGUUCUGUUAUUUUGCACACAAACAUGUGCAGGAAAAAAAUGGGGGCACAGAGAAGCCAAACUUGCCAUGCUAUUUUAAGGAAUGUUGAUAUCUAUAUGCCCUAAUUUCACCCAGAUAAAUUGCACUUGUAACUAACAAGGGGCAUAAAAUUGUUGUUUAGAGUGACAUUCAUAAAAAGAAACCAAGCCCUCAAAGUAGCCAAAUGUGUUCAUGAGUCUCUGGUAAUGAGAUACCGCAGGCAUGGGUGCACUAAUACACAAGAUAACUUGCCAUUGUUUGUGGACUCUUCUGCAGAACUGCAAGAACCUUCUUUUCUCCCAAUACAAGUGGGACUCUCUAUCAGACUGUAAUCUGUAGUAGUUGAGUAAGGGGGACAGUGCUUCCUAAGGGGGAAUCAGUCUCAGUGCUGCUGCAGCAACUCUAGUUUAUUACUACCAUAACACUGGCCCAUUGCUCAAAGGUGGUGAAUCUUUUGCAUAACUAGUGCUUCCUUGUUCUUGGUGCCAGAGCAUUCCAAAGUGCUUUGUCAACAUUUAAAGUACAAGGCUUCAGGCACCUCUGGGAGUAUUGUAGGUAGAAGGGACACCCAACUUUAACUCUUUGCAGUCUUCCAUAAGCUCUCGGUUUUCUGUCUCACCAAACAAAGCUGUUUGUCUUUACUCUAAAAGCCUUUCAUAGCCACCCUACUACCAUCUCUGAUUUGCUAUUGAGACAUUGACUCCGGCCUUGGACUGACCUCCAUUGUCCUCUUAACUUUCCAAGCAGGCACUGUCAUACAUUGUCCUCUCCUGCCCCUUGUGAUUGGGAGGGGCUUGCUGUAAACAUCAGGAUAAUGACCUCAUUAUCCUCCUUAAAACUCUCCCUCUGAGAUUGAAGGUAAAGACUGGACCUGGUGUUACUUUAUCAAAGCAGCAGCAGCACGGGUGUUAGAAACCAGCGGGACAGUGAUGGAGCUAAUAAUUUGUAAAAUAAAGCCCAUGUCACAAUGAAACAACUGUAGAUGAGUAAUAUGCUUCCUCACUUGUAGGUCACAGAUGAACAAUUAAACUUUCAUUUAAAACAAAAAAGCAGCUGGCUCCUGAAAUUAGAGAUAUUUUAAGACAUUGGAAGAUCAGUUUCUUCUUAACUUGCCAAAAUGGAAAACAGAAGUCUGUAGCUCACUGCUAUCUUGUAGAGUACCUGAAAUGCAGACCCUAAUCUCUGUUCUAGGUAAAUGUGACCUUCAGUACAUACUGCAACAUGUAGUAGGUUGUGGUUGAUUAGCAUCUCAGUCCAAGAGCAGGACCCUUGGUGACAUGGGGCACUCACUUUCUGUGCAAUUGUAGGUGUCCUUAGUUCACUCAUAUACAUAUGUGAUCAUUGAAGGUGGCUCUAUUCUCUCACCCAUCCUUCGUUGGCACCUCAUGUUGGCAUUUAAUUAAAGUACAGAGUCUGUUUAAACCUUGUCUGUGCCCUGCCAAGAGAGGCUGCCAUAGGUCACACUAAGUUAAUGCUGAGAAACAAAUUCCAUUUAACUCUUAACAAUCCAUUUGUGCACCCUCUAAUCACUUCACAUAAGAAACAAUGUCAUUUUAAUAACUGUGGUUCAGUUAAUAGUUGAUAUGGUUUGGGUUGUAAUUCACACCAUUAGGGAACUAGGCACAUAAGGUUGAGUAGCAAGAAAGAGGAAGAUAACAUACCAUCUUUUCUUGUAUGGUAAGAGCACAUGUUAAAAGCUAUAUCUUAUUAGAACCCUAUUCCCAUUCCCCCCCCCUUUAAAAAAAACACCUGUCAUUGUCCUUGUACAGAAAAAUAGCACAGCCAUUCAAAUACCAAAGCCUAGAAUUAGAGUAAAGAAAGUAUCAGGCAAUAACAAUCAGUGCUUAUAUUAAACAUUUUCCGGUAGUUUUAAAGAGGUUUGGUUACUGUUGCAUCAUUUUCAAUCAGAUAAAAAUGACAAUCUGCAGUGCAAGACAUGCACUAGUGAAACAAUAGAAUGACUACAGGACACAGUUUUAAAAUAGAGAACAAAAAACAGUACGGUUUCUGUAUUUAUGUAGCUCAGUGAUAUUUACUUUGUGUAUAUAAUUUGCAAGUCUAAACCCAAAUUUUUAGAAGAAAUCACUACCUCUUGCUUAGAGCAAACUUUAAAGUUUGUACUAGAAGGAAAACCUCCUUUGUUACAAGUGUAAAACAAAUCUUAUAUAUUUCUUCAGAUUAAAUAUUGACAAGUGAGAAUGAUUUUUCCAAUGAGAGGAUUUGUACUUAUAACUUCUGAUAUGUUGUUUGGUAAGUACCAGGCACACAAAGCAGAGGAUAAGCAAAUUUAUCUUAACAGCUGCUUUUAAAUAUGCAGUGCAAGUUAAAAAUUUAGAGGCAGUUUUUCCACUUCUAAAACAUCAUGGUUAUCUGAGCGAAUUCCUCUUAACUGCCUGGUCAUUCUUUACUACAGAAUAGUUAAACUGCCUUUUAAUUAAAAAAAAAAACAAAAAACA
This is a messenger RNA of Gopherus evgoodei (Goodes thornscrub tortoise), 5666 nucleotides long. RefSeq names its product negative elongation factor complex member C/D (gene NELFCD). Gene Ontology annotation, molecular function: RNA binding. Lineage: Eukaryota; Metazoa; Chordata; Testudines; Testudinidae. The record is from RefSeq and is a predicted model, not a curated record. The transcript has 14 exons. The coding region runs from base 72 to 1922 and encodes 616 amino acids. Gene Ontology annotation, cellular component: NELF complex; nucleus. Gene Ontology annotation, biological process: negative regulation of transcription elongation by RNA polymerase II.